AUGCAAUAUUCAGUAGUACUUGCACUAGUCCUGUGGUACUUGAAAAGGACCGCUGCUGUAGCAGUGAUGUGUAAUCCAUUGAAAGAGGAAUACUGUGAUCCAAAUCCCGCGUUAGGCACUACACUAUGGGAGACAUUUAAAACUGAGUCGCCCUAUUUCGUUAAUUACACGAAUACAGGGCUCGUUGAAUAUAAUACGGAUGGUGUAGCUUUUACAAUGGCAAAGAGAUUUGACAAUCCUGCCAUUAUGUCUGAUUUCUACAUCAUGUAUGGGAAGGUAGAGGUGCAAAUGAAGGCAGCAGAAGGAAGAGGAAUAGUAUCAUCCUUCUACCUUCAGAGUGAUACACAGGACGAGAUCGACAUUGAAUGGUUGGGUGGGGAGAGAGGGCAAUUCCAAUCAAACUUCUUUUACAAGGGAGAUACUACAACAUACGUAAGGGGCCAAUUUCACAAUGUGGCCCUGCCCCAGCAUAUGUUCCAUACGUAUACCAUUGAUUGGCGAAUGGAAUCGACAACUUGGUACCUAGAUGGCAAACCGGUGAGAACAUUGCUAAAUAAUACUGAGCAUGGGUACCCGCAAACGCCCAUGAGAGUCUUUAUGGGUAUCUGGGCAGGUGGAGACCCUUCUAAUGAGCCUGGAACAAUUCAGUGGGCAGGAGGUGAAACCAAUUACGCAGAGCUGCCUUUCACUGCGUAUAUAAAAAAGGUGAUUGUUAGUGACUAUUCUACCGGGAAUACCUACAGUUAUAGCGACAAAAGCGGCAGUUGGACAUCCAUUGAAUCCGAUGGCGGCGAACUUAAUGACAGGCUCGAAUCAGCAAUUGCCGAGUUCCAGGAGAGUCAAUUGCUACAUCCUGAAGACUCAAUGAUAUAUUCUGCUCCAGCUAAAAAGAAGAAGAAGGGCAAAAAGAAGGGUAAAAAGAAUGGUAAAAAGAAGGGCAAAAAGAAGGUUAAGAAGGCUAGGAAGAAUAUGAGAAACCCAAGUUUAGGUCCAAUUGACUCACCUUCUAAUAGUACUUAUCCGCCUAAUAAAGCAGUUAAGCCCAAGUUACCAACCACUACUAAUACUAAUCCAAGAAAGAGCCUUAUUAUCGAUCCACAGAAAUCUUUCGACGGACCCGCGGUAUCACUUUUUGAAGCCCAAAUUCAACAUACAGUCCUUAAAGCUGAUAAUAAACAAGCGGCAAAGAGCAGAAACGACGGUAGCAGAAAGGAAUUGGCAUGGACAGCAAUGUUGUUCUUAGGCUUAUUAGCCAUGGUAUAA
This is a messenger RNA of Eremothecium sinecaudum, 1263 nucleotides long. RefSeq names its product transglycosylase (gene CRH1). The record is from RefSeq and is a predicted model, not a curated record. Gene Ontology annotation, biological process: fungal-type cell wall organization; carbohydrate metabolic process. The coding region runs from base 1 to 1263 and encodes 420 amino acids. Gene Ontology annotation, molecular function: glycosyltransferase activity; hydrolase activity, hydrolyzing O-glycosyl compounds. The transcript has a single exon. NCBI's taxonomy places the organism in Eukaryota, Fungi, Ascomycota, Saccharomycetes, Saccharomycetales, Saccharomycetaceae. Gene Ontology annotation, cellular component: fungal-type cell wall.